Molecule: messenger RNA, 2392 nt
Organism: Nyctereutes procyonoides (raccoon dog)
Lineage: Eukaryota; Metazoa; Chordata; Mammalia; Carnivora; Canidae
Exons: 4
Coding region: 1572-2348 (258 amino acids)
Source: RefSeq, a predicted model, not a curated record
CCGGGGACCAGCGGGCGGGGACCAGCGGGCGGCGCGUCCACCAAGGCCACCCUGACCCCAUCCCCGCCCACAACCACCGGGUCCCUUCUGUGGGCCUGACCGAAAGGGGCGUCGUGGGCCGGGGGCUCCUGGGGACCCGCCCGGUGGGUGCGGUUCCCUCCUGCGGCUGGUGGGCCGUCCUCCCGCCGCGCGCCCACCCUGGCAGGACAAGCAGGGGCUGGCUCCCCUGGGUGCCGGGAAGGGUAGAGCCCCAGGUCCCAGAGGAGGAGAAAAACAGGGUGGGGGUGCAGCCAGCGGAAGAUAAGGACCCAGGGGAGGGACUACGCACCCGCACCCGGGACGCAGGAAGGCAAUGCCCGGAGGUGAGCUGGGCCUGCAGGGAGACGGCAGGGUCCCCAGGGGACAGGGUCCCCAGGGCGGCUCCAGCUGCAGGCUGCAGAGGCACAGAGGCAGCAGCAGAGACAGGUCCUAGGGGGCAGGGUCCGCUCCCCUCUCCUGGUCUCCUCCCAGCACCCGCCGGCUGCCUUCCACCCACCCGCUGCCCAACCCUGCCCUCGGCCCUGUCCCAAGUCACCAGGGAGGCCCCGGCCCCAGCCCCCACCUGCCUCCUGGCCCUGGGAGGGCAGCCGCCCCCACGGGCUUCCGGAGGAGCAGACCCUGGGGCCUGAGGGGCGGGGAGCGCCUGAGGAGGGCUGCCGUCCCGCACAGCCCGCCCCCUGACACGCCACCCUCAAAGCCACCCCUGCCACCUGCCAAAGCACCUGGCAGCUCGUAGCAGAGGCGGGACACACCUCCUCCCGCCUGGCGCCCCCACGUCCGUGCUCCCUCGGCGGCCUCGGAGCCCCGCACAGCAGCGCAGGCACAGCGCUUCCCCCUCCCGGGGCUGAGGCCGAGGCCCGAGGUCGGGGGGCGCACAGCCACGUUCAGGGGGGUCGUCCUGACUCGCACAUGGCAGCCUUCACGGGCAGCAGAGGGAGCACGAGGUGGGCGGUGUCUCCGAACAGGGCCCUGACCCCGUCCCUGUCCCCACUACCGCCCUCCAAGGCCCCACCCCGCGGGCCAUCCGUGGGGGUGAGAGUCUCAACACACGAAUCAGUGACGGAGUGACUGCGUUGUCGAGGCCACUCCGUCCGUGACGCUCUGCUACCGGAACCCCGUCAAAGCCCCGGGGCUGGCCGGCUGCACACCGUGGGGUGACCGGCACUCGCACCCUCGAGACCAUGGCUGGGCAUCUUUAUUGCCGGUCACGUGGGGCGCACACGGCCGCUCCACUGCAGGGGGACGACGGUCGCGUCUGCUGCUCUGACCUGGUUGCCGCAUGGUUGCCGGACCUCGGCUGUUGGGAAAAAAUGCUUCCAGGAACUCUGGCCCAUGGACGCGCGGCCCCUGGAGUGACACAGCUGGGCCACAGGACAUGCUGCGUUCCCCUCUACCAGGUUUGGUGGUGAGGAAGGCUCCAGACCCUUGCCCCAGCUUCAUCUGCCACCUGCCGCUCUUCCCAUAAGGCCCUGGCCCGAGCUCCACCAUUUUUCUCUCAAGCGUCUUUUCCUUAAUGACUCGUAGUUCGUCACAUGCUCUGGAGGGGACAGUUGUGUCCGCUGCAGUCCACACUCCCCAGCCGCGCGCCCACACCCCAGAACCGGGACCACAGGGACAGGGAACCAGGGCUCCUGGAGAAAUGCAGGCUCGGCCUCCUGGGAGCCCCUGGUCGCAGGGCUCUUGCCAACGGGUCCACGCAGAGCCCUGUUUCGUGCGGCUUCCGCUUAAAGGUCCCUCAUCCAAGACACUGCAGACCCAUGAGGAACCGUGGCACCGGCGCCACCGACCUUGGCCCGGUCGGAACCCGCGCAGCUCGCCGUCACAGCCGUGGGCGCUGGGGGCCCAGGAUCUCCAGCACCACGCAGGGGGCACGUCGGGCCAGGGCCACCGGCCAGAAGCACAAAGUGAGGGGAAAGCGGCCCAGAGAGACCCCACAAAGGACGCUGCUUUCCUGCGUGAGCUGUGCGCUGCCUUGCUCUGCCGCCACGGGGGACGCCGGGCCACUCUCACUUCUCGGUGCUCGGGAGAAAAGAGGAGAACUGCGAGUCUCUAACGCCGUGUGUGCUGCUCCACCGACGUCCUGGCCGGACAGCUCCCUCCCCACAGCUCGCAGCCACCGCGGCCACCACCCGGGUCUGCAGGGGCCGUCGGCAGGUGUCGCCCACAGGCUGGCAAGCGUGCCGUGCCUGGUCCCAGGCGCCCCCACGGAUCGGAUGAGCCUUCUUCCAUCGCGUCCUUGUCACGUUGGCCGCGAGGGCUGCACGUUAUCUCGGUGUCAGCAUUUCCUGCUGUUUCCUGUGCCAGGGUGACUGGCGUUGACUCCGCGACGCAAGGAAGUGACUGGGAACACCAC